CCAUUGCCUUCAACAUGGUUUAUAUGCACUAUAUUGCUUCAAGGCCCGUUAACUCGGCAACAAACUCGCCCCAUUUCGUAUGGGUCGCGAUAUCCCCCGAUCGCAACACGGCCGAUACGCUCUUUCGCAUCCUGCAGGAGAACAAGGGAAAGGCCUUGUCUGUACCCAGUCUAACACUCGAUCACACAUGUCUGACGCCCUUGGACAUCGAGAGGCUCUCGCCAAAGCUCUGGGUGCUGCAAAUCAAGGAGAGCCCUGAAAAUGUCGCUGCGCUGGGGACGGCUGUGUGCCCGCAUACCUCCCACGACGUCGAUCCAGCAUUCGACCCUGUCACUGGAAAGAUGUUUCUCUAUUCCAUGGGGAACUAUCCUGACCUGGGCGCCAAACUGCUUCCUGCAACCGGCGACAUGAACCAUGACUAUAUCUCGGGGUACAGCUUCUUCAUCCGCCGCCGGGGCUAUCCCAGCACCUACUGGUACUGCUGCGGCAAUCUCAUCUGCCUCUCUACUACUAAACGCUCACGAUUCGUCGUCUCUAUCGCAGACAGAGGCAAUGACCAGUGGAAUUCUUCGCCGAAGACGCCGAUGGUCGAUCAUGACGAGGUGUCGAUUCAAUGGAUCGAGCGCGACAGGUGUAGAGAAGUCGGCGUUGACGAGAAUGAAUGGCUGACCGUCAAGGCAAAACGCCCCAAGGCCUUCCAGUUCUCCGACUUUGAGGGCCGGUUCUACUUGGGGAAUGAAGGAACUCUCGACAAUCCAGACCCUUUGAGGGCAGGGACCACGCUAGAUGUGGUGUGCUGGUCAUCUCCCCCGGUGUUUCAAGACAGCUUUGAGCUCUGCUAUGGGAUGCCUCCCUACGGUGAUUCUUAAGUAUCCUAUAGUCCAAAUCCCUCUGUGCCGGCAUCAGGAGUCUCGCGCGGUGUUUAGGUGCUCUUGAGGGUAAUCUGUCGUCGAAGCAACAGUCACUCAUGCAAUAUCAGAUAGUUGCCAUCCAUAAUGGCACAUAAUACUCACAGGCAGUGUGUCAGUUCAUCAAUAUAUUACUGAUUCCUUCAUGUAGCGCAGUGACUCAUCAGGUACCCGGAUAUAUAUCCUGCGUAACCCUAUAUAGCAUAUACGUUAGGAAUACCGCGUCAAGCCACUAGGGGCGUCGACGGUCCCCAGAACAAUAAGUCUCCGUCAAUUUGCCUCUUCCUGGAUGUUUAUCUAGUCAGCCAAGCGUGGAUAUCUGGAAAUUCGCCGG
Aspergillus versicolor CBS 583.65 is the source of this 1242-nucleotide messenger RNA. RefSeq lists its product as uncharacterized. The transcript has a single exon. The coding region runs from base 15 to 869 and encodes 284 amino acids. Lineage: Eukaryota; Fungi; Ascomycota; Eurotiomycetes; Eurotiales; Aspergillaceae. The record is from RefSeq and is a predicted model, not a curated record.